Molecule: messenger RNA, 1374 nt
Organism: Eimeria mitis
Lineage: Eukaryota; Apicomplexa; Conoidasida; Eucoccidiorida; Eimeriidae
Exons: 5
Coding region: 1-1374 (457 amino acids)
Source: RefSeq, a predicted model, not a curated record
AUGAGGAUCAAGCGGCAUCAGCAGCUGCCGCUGCAGCAGACGCAAGUCGAGCAACAGCAGCAGCAGCUGCAGCAGCUGCAGCAGCAGCAGCAGCAGCUGAUGAUGAUGAUGACGGCCUGCAAUACCCAGCAAAACAGAAGAGCAGACAGACGCCUGCUAGAGGCGGAACACACAACACAGCAGCAGCAGCAGCAGCAGCAGCAGCAGCAGCAAAUCACCAGCAGAGCAACAGCAGCAGCAGCAGCAGCAAUAGCAGCAGCAAAGUUCUUUAUACACCCAAACCCACAACCUGCUGCACGCCAGCCACCUGCAGCAGCCUCUGCUGCAGCAGCAGCAGCACGAGCGGACCCCCGUUCGGUAGACUUGCUGGAGCAGCAGCAGAAAGCAGCAGCAGCAGCAGGAGCAGCAGGAGCAGCAGCUACUGCAGCAGCAUCACCAGGAGCAGAUAGUGAGAUGACCUCGGGGGAGCAGAUAGUGCAGCAGCAGCACCAGCAGCAGCUACUGCAGCAGGAGUACCAGCAGCAGCUACUGCGGCAGGAGUACCAGCAGCAGCUGCUGCAGCAGGAGUAUCAGCAGCAGCUACUGCAGCAGCAGCAGCUGCUGCUACUACAGCAGGAAUACCAUCAGCAGCUAGCGCAGCACCAGCAGUUGCUGCUGCUGCAGCAGGAACACCAGCAGCAGCUACUGCAGCAACAGUACCAGCAAAACGUGUUCGUGCAACAGCAGCACCAUCAUCCCCAGCAGCAGCAGCAGCAGCAGCAGCAGCAGCAGCAGCAGCAGCGAGAAGUGUUGGUGCUGCAGCAACGGCGCAGAAGGGGGCCCCUACAGCAGCAGCAGCUUCAUCAGCAAGACGCUAUUCCCCUUUCUCACUCACGAGCAAGGAAAGCAGCAGCAGCAACAGCAGCUGCCGCUGCUGCUCCUGCUGCUGCGGCAACAGCAGCAGCUGUAGCAGGGGCAGCAGCAGCAACAGCAUCAUCAGCUGCAGCAGAAGCAAACCCAAGAAGAACAUCACGCAGCACCUAUUUUAUUAUUUUUUCUUUUCUCUCAUUUGUUGUUAUAAAACCCCACAGCAGCAAACGGGUUUGUUUCUCCUGCUCUCCUGCUGCUGCUGCUGCAGCAGCAGCAGCAGCAGCAGCAGCAACGCCGACAGCUGCAGCAACUCACAGAGCAGCAGACGCAACUGCAGCAACAGCAGCUUCAGCAGAAGCUGCUGCGCCAGCAACCGCUGCAGCAGGCACCGCAGAGUCCGCUGCUGCACUGGCAGCCGCAGCAGCAACAGCAGCAGCAACAGCAGCAGCAACAGCAGCAGCAACAGCAGCAGCAGCAGCAGAGUUCACGGGGGAGACAGUUUGCUCUGCCUUUAUUUAUUUAUAA